AAAUAUAAAUAGUUCAUUUUUUAAAUCCGGAAGGCAAACCACCAAAAUCAAUGGAGUAAAUCCUGCGAAGCAUUUACAAAUAAGAAAUUGUAUUAAAUGGGACUAAAACAUAAUUAAAACUCCAAAAUAGGACUUGAAGUUUUAAAUUGCUUAGAUGAGACUCCAGAUCACCAGACCUGCAAGGACUUCCCCCUGCGACUCUGCUCGAUCGCAACUCGACCUGCUAUCAUCGCAGUUGCUUGCUUGACGCCGGCCGCCACCUCUUCGACGAUUCUUGCAGUGUCGCUACUCCGAUCUGCCAUCAACGACCUCUGCUACGAUUUUCCAGUCAAGUCAGAUGAUGAAGUAGUACUGGCCACAUGUGGGUGGUGGUGUUUGAAGUCAGAAGAGAUGGCGGCGUCAGAUGCGUUGUGGAUAAUGAGCGCUGCUGUUCUUCUGCUGAUGGCCCCAAUCACCAACGCUUGGGGAAAACAAGGACACUUUGCUAUCUGCAAAAUCGCCCAGGAAUAUCUAACUGAAGAGGCUCUCGAAGUGGUAAAAGACUUGCUCCCUGAUGAAGCUAAAGGAGAACUUGCUAAUGUUUGUGAUUGGGCAGAUCUAGUUCGUUAUCAUGCACACUACGGUUGGAGCAAGAGUCUACAUUAUGUUGACACACCUGAUUUUUUAUGCAACUACAAAUUUUCCAGGGAUUGCCAUGACACUAAGAGGCAUAAGGAGAGGUGUGUUACUGCAGCAAUUCACAACUACACUGAGCAGCUUUUGGGUUACAAUAAUUCAAACUCAAAAACAAAUUACAAUUUGACAGAAGCACUCAUGUUCUUAUCACAUUUUGUUGGUGAUGUCCAUCAGCCUCUUCACGUAGGGUUCCUUGGAGAUGAAGGGGGAAACUCAAUAAUUGUCCGGUGGUACCGGAGGAAGACUAAUUUGCACCAUGUAUGGGAUACUAAUAUCAUCGAAACUGCGGUAAAGAACAUCUAUGACUCUAAUCUUACACUGAUGAUUCUAGCUCUUCAAAACAAUAUCACGAAUGAAUGGCCCGUUGAUGUUCAUUUGCUGGAAAGUUGCAAUGAGUCCGUCUGUCCAGACCCGUAUGCCUCAGAAAGUAUUAGUUUAGCCUGCAAAUUUGCCUACAGAAAUGCCACGCCUGGGAGCACUUUGGGAGAUGAAUAUUUUCUCUCAAGGCUGCCGGUUGUGGAAAAGAGGUUAUCUCAAAGCGGGGUCCGUUUGGCUGCCCUUCUCAACUCCAUUUUCACUUCACACCCAUCAGUUGCACAACUAUGAAGAUAACAGGGGGGAGAACGGGGAGGAGUGAAGCUGCACUUGUUGCAAAUGCAGUCAUAUAUAGAUUGGGUUUCCCUAGGGAACAAUAAUUGAAAUGCCUAAUAACUACUUCAUGAAACCGGCCUUCGGUUUCAAGCAUUUUAUAUCUCGUUGGAGAGAUUAUUUUGAGCUCUUAAAUUAGUGUUUUUUAGAAAGUUUCACUUGUUUACGUCUUAACGAGAAUGUCAUUGGUUGUUGGGGAAAUUGCAAUGCAUAUCUAUAUGUUCCUCUUCUUAAAAUAUAUCAUCAGGCCAUGCGAAAUUUCAUGGAACAUAUUGUUCAUCUUCAAUGUACAUUUAAGAUGUUUUUAUCU
Cuscuta epithymum is the source of this 1633-nucleotide messenger RNA. The record is from the annotation of a GenBank genome assembly. Lineage: Eukaryota; Viridiplantae; Streptophyta; Magnoliopsida; Solanales; Convolvulaceae.